CGCAUGGAUUUCAAUAAUAAUUGGAAAUAAAAAAAAAAGAGGCUCAUAUUUUGGGUUUUGUUGCCAAAUCGACGUCAUGCGCAGCGUUCUCCUCUUAUUUGGCCUGUUUCUAACUCUAAUGAGGCUCGGUUUUACUCAUGCCGCAGAUUUCAAGUUCACAAAUGUGAUCUGCAAAUCGUACAACGAAUCCUGGUUUCUGAUACACAAUUGCCGCCUGAAGGCAGUCAAUCGCCACAAGACUUCGUAUAACUUUAAUGGCACAAUUCUAUAUCCGGGCAAUCAUAUUAUAAUUAACGUUCAAUUGCUUAAGAAAGAAAAUGGUUACAAGCCCUGGCUAUAUAAAAUUACCUUUGAUCUGUGCCGGUUCCUGAAAAAGGCUUACAAUCCAGUUGCCAUAUUGGUUUUCAAAUUGUUUAAGGAUUAUUCCAACUUUAAUCAUCCCUGUCCGUUUGUGGGUAGACAACUUAUUAAUGAUCUGCAUUUAAACUAUGACGCUUUACCCUUGCCCAUGCCAACUGGUGAAUUUUUAAUUGAAAUCGAUUGUUUCUUUGAUCACAAAAUUCUGCUUUCAACAAAAUUAUACUUUCAAAUCCGCGAAGAUUUUACAAGAAGUUGA
Drosophila novamexicana is the source of this 616-nucleotide messenger RNA. RefSeq lists its product as uncharacterized. The record is from RefSeq and is a predicted model, not a curated record. The transcript is spliced from 3 exons. NCBI's taxonomy places the organism in Eukaryota, Metazoa, Arthropoda, Insecta, Diptera, Drosophilidae. Bases 77 to 616 code for a protein of 179 amino acids.